UUGAAAAGCGGGCUCAGCUGGUGAGAGGAGACCGGUCUGGGAGAGAAGGGAUUACUGGGGGCUGGUUUGUCCUCGGCUACAUUAAAGCAGGAGCUGCUGCAGCUGCACGUACAGACAUCAAAGCUUCUCCUCCGCCUCCUCCUCCUCUUCAUCCUCACUGCAGCUCUUCCUCCCAGCAGCUCCAUCACUGACUGGAGCAUUUUCUUCUUUUUUUUACGCAUCGGUGUCCAGACUUCGAUAAGGAAGAAUUUCAGCCAACCACGUGAAAUCUAAUCUGUGGCGUAAUUGUGUCUGCUUCCAGCCGAAACGCGUCGACAUGAUGCUCUGAGGAGAGGCGCAGGCUCCAGCGGUCGUGUUCAUCCUGAGGCUGCAGCGAACGGAGGGGGGAUUGCGGUAUAACAAGGUUAAUAAUCAGCAUCAGUAAAGGUCGUCUGCGAGAGCGGGAACAUCGCCCCUGUGCGGGGGGGAUCGGCGGUGAAAUCUCUUCUAGUUGCGAAAAAGAAAAUUAUGGCCACUCUGCUGCGGAAGAUCGGUCUGAUCCGUCUGCACGACCGAGACACGGAGGACCCCAAGCACCACCAGGGCUCGUUAAAGGGGAGCAAAGGGAACCAGAAAAACAACAAACACUGUCAGACCAACGACACCAACAUCCUGAGCACCCCUGAGAUUAAAGCCAGGAAGCUGGACCAGCACGCCAAGGAGAAGCCAUCAGGCAAAGACAAGCAGGGCAAGGAUGCUAAGGAGAAGCAGCAGACUGGGGGGGGCGGGAGCAAAGCCACCAGUGCCUCCUCAAUACCACCGCUGGCGCCUCACCGGCAACACUGCACCCAGGUCCGGACACGCAGGCUGAUGAAGGAGCUUCAGGAGAUCCGGAGGUUAGGGGACAACUUCAUCACGGUGGAGCUGGUGGAGGACAACCUGUUUGACUGGAAUGUCAAGCUGCACCAGGUGGACAAGGACUCGGCGCUGUGGCAGGACAUGAAGGAGACCAGCACCGAGUUCAUACUGCUUAACGUCUCCUUUCCCGAUAACUUUCCCUUCUCGCCGCCCUUCAUGCGCGUCCUAACGCCUCGCCUGGAGAACGGCUACGUGCUGGAUGGUGGGGCCAUAUGCAUGGAGCUGUUGACCCCCCGCGGAUGGUCCAGCGCCUACACGGUGGAGGCGGUCAUGAGGCAGUUUGCUGCCAGCCUCGUAAAAGGACAGGGCCGUAUCUGCAGGAAAGCAGGAAAGUCCAAGAAAGCCUUCAGCCGUAAAGAGGCUGAGGCCACCUUUAAGUCCUUGGUGAAGACCCAUGAAAAGUACGGUUGGGUGUCCCCGCCCGUGUCUGACGGCUGAGCGCCGGGCUGCUGUCUGAGCGAGCCAGACCAACGCUGCUAGCUCUGACACACUAAACUCAACAAUGUUCACCUUUGGCUGUUUCACACUGGAAUUUCUCUUUUUCUCCUUUUUAGCGCUCUUUUAUUUUUGCCUCCUCAUUCCUGAAAGAACUUUCCUCUGCGCAAAAAAAAAGAAAAAAAAAAGAUUUGUCGAUGACUUCAUGGAGUAUUUCACCUGUUUUGGGAACAAGGGACAACUCUGUGUGUGAGUGUGUGUGUGUGACAUCAUCACCUGUGUGGUUGGACACUGAAACUCUACAUGACACUGAAGAAGACUCUGCUGUCUGUCCUUCAUCACUGAGCUGAGUCCCAUGGUGUUGUUUGCAUAUAAAUGAAGCCGUUCCUGUUUAAUAUAUGAGCAGAGCAGUGGCAUUUACACCUGCUGACACUCCCUCCUCCCCGCCUGAUGGACCGUCCCAUGGCCCUCAGUUCAUUGCAACUUAAGAUUGUAAAUCACAUGGAGCUCUCACUUCUUCUUUUGUGGUUAAAUUCCGAUGAAAGAUGGUUUAGAUUUGUAAUGGAGGACACCAGUUUCACGCUCUUCUUCUGCUUUGUCCGUGUGUUUGGGUGUGCCGGAGCAGAAGAAGACUUGAAUUCCCACAAUGCAGCUGGUAAACUGAAGGCUUUGUGUGAAUUUGAGGGAAGAAACUGCAAAAUGAGCCUUUUUGAGAGGCACUGGGAUUGCUGAACUUCUUGCUCACUGUGCUGCUCGUUUGCUUGAAAUGUUUGGCUGGGAGCUGAAGGCGCACACAGGCAGAACCCGCCUCCAAAGUCGCACCUUGCUAGGCUAGGCGGUUGCAAAAUGGCCGUGGACAGAUAUUCAGUUCUGUUGUGUGGAGCUCCACCCUUUAAAAGCACUUCAUGAAUGUCUCCCCCGAACCACGCUGCAGCACCGGCCUCCCGGUCAGACCGUCCCGGUGGUCCAGUGGGGUUUUUGUUUCUCCAUCUGCCACUUAAAUGUCAGAGGCAGAGCUGCUAAUUGGUUUGACAUUUCCACAGAGCUUCAUUAGAAAAGAGCAGCAAGAGCAGGAUGUAACUCUUCCUCGACAAACCUAUUUUUAGGACGGAGGGGGCUCCUCUAUGCUGCUAGAGUGCUGUGUUAGACUCCCUUCAUAAAGAAGUGACAGCAUCUGGUGUGUGAUCAUGUCCUCUUUUCCAGGGUUAAUGUUGUCGUGAUCUUUCAGCUUCAGCAGAGAAACCGUAAAGUCUAUAACUCUAAAGACAAAAGAUCCGCCACUGCGAGUUCGCCGGCUUCCAGAGAAUCACUUUGUGAUAUAGGUUAGACUGGUAGUUUGCAGACACUAACUGGUUGAACUGAUUACGCUGUAUUAUAUCUGCAUGUGAUACGUGAUUGGUAGCUAGCUACUGUAUAUCUUUUUCGGUUUCUUUUUUUUAAAGAAAAGCAAGGGAAAAAGAAAAAUGCAAGUUCUUUUUUUUUAUUUUAGCACCUUUUUUGCGUUUGGUACUGUACAAACUUUCCUUUCUCUGCGUCCUAAAAAAUGUCACAUUGUGUUCAAUGAAUGUUUGUGUUUUAAUUUAUUUGUGGUUUGCCAAAACGAUGAUUUUUGAAGCAUGUUGCAGGUGUUGUCCUGACGAACAGGAAGAAACAAAAGAGCGAUAGCCUGUACAUUUGUGUGAAGGGACGAGGUGUGUUUAUUUUCGGGGGGGUUCAGGGGUUGGAUUGCCUGAAGACGAUAAAGAAGGUGUUUCCUCUCUCUGUGAUGUCACCAUCACCCCUUCCCCAUUGGUCCACACACUGAUCCGCAGCCUCAGUCUCAGAUUUGGGAUCAGUUUGGCCUCCCCGAGCUUCAGACUCAUCAAAGGAAGCUGACCCCAGGUCAGUUAGCGUGGAGAACACCAUCCUAGUCCGGACUUGAAGGUUUUGUCUGGCCCGAGGUCUUAAAAGGUGAAAGGUCAUCGUUGAGACCAAACAGGAAUGUGCAAUAAAAGUUACAGCUUAUUAAAACUGC
This is a messenger RNA of Oryzias melastigma (Indian medaka), 3346 nucleotides long. RefSeq names its product ubiquitin-conjugating enzyme E2Q family-like 1 (gene ube2ql1). Bases 508 to 1335 code for a protein of 275 amino acids. NCBI's taxonomy places the organism in Eukaryota, Metazoa, Chordata, Actinopteri, Beloniformes, Adrianichthyidae. The record is from RefSeq and is a predicted model, not a curated record. The transcript is spliced from 3 exons.